Molecule: messenger RNA, 1726 nt
Organism: Erigeron canadensis
Lineage: Eukaryota; Viridiplantae; Streptophyta; Magnoliopsida; Asterales; Asteraceae
Product: transmembrane protein 53
Exons: 6
Coding region: 273-1532 (419 amino acids)
Source: RefSeq, a predicted model, not a curated record
AAAAUUCAUAUAAUUCCCAUUUUUUCUCUCUGCUUUCUUUCUUUUCUCUCACACAAACACACACACAAAUUCCGGUAAACAUAUUUUCUGUUCCUCUAUACUUUCCGCCGUCGCUUCUCUCUCAGAUAGGAAGAAGCUUGGCUUGGCUUAGCUUAGCUGACUUCUGUAUAUAAAAAGACUUCACGUGGGCUGUCAAUACACACGUUUAUUGGCAGCCCAAAAGAAUACUUCUAGACCCACUACAGAGAUUUUGCAUAGCUGAUUCCAAGAUUAUGGGUUCAUUGUCUGGUCUUCAAAGACCGGUUGUUGCAGCCUCUGCUGUUGCAUUAGCUUCUGUUUCUACUGAUAUUCGUGACAAAGUCUGGCCUUCUACCCCGGUGGAUUAUUAUAUUUCAUCAGAACAGUCGAACGGAUGUACUUCAGAUUCGAGUAGUGUUAUGAAAUGGGCACGGGUAUUGGAUAUGAGCGUCUCUAGGUCUUUUGUGACUAGUUCAAUACCUGUUCCCAAAUUUAGAUUCCCCUCGAUUGAUAUAGGCAAUAAUCAUCUUUCAAAUAACAUGGCUUCUAAUGUUGCAUCUUUUCCUUCUUUGGUUAACGCAUAUCGGUCAGCAGAGUUGGUAAAAGCUCCUAGACCCGUCGACUAUGUUUCUUCUCUACCUAACGUGGCGUCUACGGAUGUGGUUUAUAGAUGGCAUCUGCCACAUCCUAAUGCCAUUGAUUUAUCCGAAAAGUCUAAGAUGGUAGUGGUUUUACUUGGGUGGUUAGGUGCUAAACAGAAGCACCUUAAGAAAUAUGCUGAUUGGUAUACCUCCAAAGGAUUUCAUGUGAUUACCUUUACAUUUCCAAUGAGCGAGGUGUUAAGCUAUCAGGUUGGAGGGAAAGCCGAACAACACGUAGAUUCACUUGCAAACCAUCUUGCUGAAUGGUUGGAAGACGAGUGUGAAAAGAAUUUGGUUUUCCACACAUUUAGUAAUACAGGAUGGCUAAUAUAUGGAGCUAUGUUGGAGAAGUUUCAGAGGCAAGACAAUUCUUUAAUGGGAAGAAUUAAGGGAUGUAUUGUGGAUUCUGCACCAGUCGCCGCCGCAGAUUCACAGGUUUGGGCUUCUGGAUUCUCUGCUGCUUUUCUGAAGAAGAACAGUAUUGCAUCAAAAGGUUAUAGAAAUGCACACGACAUUGCUGCCAAACCAGCAAUGAGCGAAGCAGCUCUAUUAGUGAUUCUGGAGAAGUUCUUUGACGUGAUUUUAAAUUUGCCCGCAGUUCACAAGAGGCUCUCAAAUGUAUUAUUACAACUGAAAUUUGGACAACCAAGCUGUCCACAGUUGUAUAUAUAUAGCAGCGCGGACAAAGUCAUUCCUGCAGGAUCAGUGGAGUCUUUCAUAGAGGGACAGCAGAGAACGGGGCGUGUGGUCAGGUCAUGCAACUUUAAAUCAACACCACAUGUUGAUCAUUUUAGGCAUGAACCCGAGUUGUACACUACUCAGCUCUCACAGUUUUUCAAGGAGUGUGUGCUUAACUCUUGCAGACAAAAUUGAAACAUGAUGACGGGUUGAUCACAACCUUCAAUUUUUUCAUUUUUUCUAAUUUCUGACAUGAUAAUCCAAGUUAUUUUUUGGAGUGAAAUAUACACAAGGGAGAAUAAGUGUCAUCUUUUUAACACUUACCCUCGAAUUAAAUUCUUUAUGUAAUUGACGUUACUCAAUAUAUGAAAUUAUGAUGUUAGAAAUGA